AUGAUGGACGACAACGAACAGGACGACGUAAAGGUGGCGACGUCACGAUCGGGCUCGUCGUCGGAGGUGACCAUUGGCGUGGCCGACGUGGCGAGCGGCCCGAGCAGCAGCGGCAGCCUGGUAUCGGACCACGACGAGCACCUGGACGAGGCAGACGCGCCGCUGCUGGGGCAGGCCGACGACGACAUGACCAACUCGGACGGCGAGGGGCCGCCGACGCCGCGAUUCCUGCAGGAGACAGGGACGUGGAAGCACUGGCGCUGGCUGCCAUACCCGGCACGACGACUGGCCGUGGCAGCCGCCCGAUGGUCACGCGGGCCUCCAGACGCUCAUGCUCACGUGAUCAAGCCGUUGCUGCCGGCCGUGCAAUUGGCGCCACUGCAGCUGCGGGACCGCCUGCUGGCAGCGGCGGCAGCAGCAGUCGGCGGCGGGCCCCGGUGGCUGUGGCGACGAGCGGCCUUUUUCGGCUGGCUCUGGCUCUGGCUGGUGACGUUUGCGGUCGUGCUGCGACGCGGACUGCGGGCCGGCGAGAUCGCCGGCUGGGGCACGCCGGCCGACAUUGGCUGCGGCAACACGUACUGGGUGCCGGGCAACCAGUGCGGGCUCGACGGCAGUGACUGCCGGCCGUUCAGCGGCAGUGGGUUCCCAUUUCGCUGUCCGUCGAGCUGUGCCGGCUACGCAGUGCUGAAUCCGCGGGCUGUCGGCGACCAGGAAGUGGUCUACCGCACACUCGUCGUUGGUGGUCCCGGCAGCGGUCCCCACGGCAAUGCGACCAUCUACCGCGGCGACUCGUUUCUCUGCAGCGCGGCCAUCCAUGCCGGCGUCGUGUCGGAUGCCCGUGGCGGCUGCGGUGUCGUCCGGCUCGUCGGCCGGCAGUCGGCCUUUGCCGCGUCGACACACCACGAGAUCGACAGCGUGGCUUUUGACUCACAUUUCCCGCUCGCGUUCGAGUUUCUCGACGGCAUCGACUGUCCGGCCCACGAUCCCCGCUGGCCGCUGCUGACCGUUUCGGUCGUCUUCUCGGUCGUGCUCUCGUUGAUGGUUGCCUCACCGGCCGCUUUUUUCUGGCCUGUCUUCACCGGCAUCUUCUGGACGGUCGGCCUGGCCACUGACCCCCCUCCGGCCGAGUCGACCGCCUCGCUCGUGUCCAUCGUGCUGGGCGCUUUUUUGCCUGCCGCUCUGGCCGGCUGGGUCAUCUACGACAAGCUUGGCGUGCGUCGCACGCUCGGUCGCGGCUUUGCCGCCCACAUCGAGAAGACGGUCCUCUGGCUGGGCGCCUGUUGGGUCGGCGCGCUGACCAACUACACCUUCGACUACAUUCCCAUUGCGCGGCUGACGCCCCACGACCUGCAGCAGCAGCCGGGCGCCAAGGCUGCCCUAGCCACCAUCAUCACCAUCCUGCUGGUCAUCGUGGCCUCGCAGAUCUGGUUCUUCCGCCAGGAGGGUCGCCUGCGCCCGUACCUCAAGCUGUACAUCCUCUUUGUCAGCAGCCUCUGCUUCUGUGCCGCCAUCCCACACCUCAACCUGCGCAUCCACCACUACAUCCUGGCCCUGCUGCUGCUGCCCGGCACCAGCAUGCAGACCCGUCCAGCGCUCGCGUACCAGGGCCUGCUGGUCGGCCUCUUCAUCAACGGCACCUGUCGCUGGGGCUGGGCCUCGCUGCUGCAGACGCCGGCUGCCCUGCAGGGCGAUGCUCAGCUGGGCUCGCCGCUGCCGGAGCUGCUGCCGCCGGUCGUGCGGCUGGCCAGUGCAGCUGCUACUGCGGCUGCUACUGCGGCUACUGCUGCUGUUGCUGCUGCAGCCAACACCAGCUCCAUCACCUUUUUCUGGCGUCCACCGCCUGGUCCUCGCUAUGAUGGCAUCAGCGUGCUCGUCAACGACGUCGAGCGCCAUCGCGCCUUCUUCGAGCCCGAUGGCCGUGACCCUGACAGCGGCGACGAGGUCUCGUCGGGCGCCCGCUCGUUUGUCUGGCAGCGCCCCGUCGACGCCGCCGCCGACGAGUACUUCCGCUUCGCCUACCUCGAAGGCCGCAACAGCGACGACUACACAAAGGCCGGCACGUGGACCGCUGCCGGCGACUGGAUCCCCAUGGCGCCGGGGCCGUCGCGCGUGCGCAGCCGUAGUCUAGACGGCGAGACGACGCAGUGGCUGCGGUAG
Molecule: messenger RNA, 2157 nt
Organism: Grosmannia clavigera kw1407
Lineage: Eukaryota; Fungi; Ascomycota; Sordariomycetes; Ophiostomatales; Ophiostomataceae
Product: lccl domain containing protein
Exons: 1
Coding region: 1-2157 (718 amino acids)
Source: RefSeq, a predicted model, not a curated record